CCUGAAAACUCGGUUCAAAUUGUACAGCAAAAGAAACGCUGUGCACAUUGUAAGGUCGGACGGAGGGACAGGUGAAUGGGAUUGAAAUAUGAAUUUACACCACCUUAUAUGAAAAUAUUUUCAGAUCUCCCUUAAUUGCGGCAAAGAUGGCAUUCUUCAAAAAUAACUUCUGGGGGGAGAAAAAUGGCGGCUUCGACGUGCUGUACCACAACAUGAAGCACGGACACAUCUGCACCAAGGAGCUGGCCGAGUUCGUCCGGGAGAGGGCGGCCAUCGAGGAAACAUACUCCAAGUCCAUGAAUAAACUGGCCAAGAUGGCGGGCAAUGGAAGCACACUUGGGACGUUCGCCCCCAUGUGGGACGUGUUCCGGGUCUCUUCGGACAAGCUGGCCCUCUGCCACCUGGAGCUGACCAAGAAGAUGAGCGACCUCAUCCGCGACAUCAACAAGUACGGCGAGGAGCAGGUCAAAGUUCACCGCAAGACGAAGGAGGAGCAGGGGGGCACCGUAGAGGCAGUGCAGGCCCUCCAGGUGCAGAGCGGACACCUGCAGAAGUCCCGGGAGGCCUACCACGGAAAGUGCGCGGAGCUAGAGCGGCUGCAGAGGGAGGGGGCCCCGCAGAAGGAGCUGGAGAAGAUGGAGAUGAAGGUAAAGAAAGCGGGGGAGUCGUUCGGGGCCUGCGUAGAGAAGUACAACCGCGUAGGCGGAGACUUUGAACUGAAGAUGUGUGACUCUGCUCAGAAGUUCCAGGACAUUGAGGAGACUCACCUGCGGCAGAUGAAGCAGCUGAUCAAGGCCUACUCGCACUCCAUAGAGGACACCCACGUGCAGGUUGGACAGGUGCACGAGGAGUUUAAGCAGAACGUGGAGAACAUCGGGAUCGAGAACCUCAUCCAGAAGUUUGCUGAGCUGAAGGGCACGGGCAAGGACAGGCCAGCUCUGGUGGGCUUCGAGGGGCACAGCUCCGCCCUGGUGCCCGACACGGGGAAGAGGAGCCGGGGGAAGGCCUUCCGUCUGCCUGGCCUGGGCAAGAAGGACAAGGAGCCCGGCUCCACGGAUUCAGCUGUGCCAGAGACUCUGAACUCUCCGGAAGUGGACGAGGAGGGUUUCGUAAUUCGAGCUGACGUCACUGAGAACGGCUCCUCUCUGGACAAAGAGAACAACUUCUACUCCAGCGACUCGGACUUUGACGACGACGAGCCCAAGAAGUUCCGCAUCCAGAUCCGCCCCGUGGGCAGCGGGGGGCGGGGGAGCUCGGCCGCCAACGAGCUGGAGCUGCGGGCCACCGUGGGGGCUCUGACCCUGCCCCCCAACAGAGGGGUCUCUAUGAAGAGGAACCUCUCCCGGAACUCUAGCUGCACAACCGGAGCACGCUCAGAAGGCGAGGGGGACAGCGCCACCCGCAGGGAGGGUGAACAGAACCGACCGCGAAGUUCAACCACCUGCCCCGACCGUGACAGGUUGAGCUCCACAGCAUUGGGUUCAGAGGCACUUUUCGGGCCCCCGCUGGAGUCCACUUUUAAUUCCAGCGGCUUGGCCGAUCCCUCCUUCUCCUCAGAGUCCUCCUCCCCCGAGAACGUGGAGGACUCGGGUCUGGACUCUCCUUCCCAUCAGCCCCUGGGGCCCUCUCCGGAGCCAGCCAGCUGGGCGGCAUGGCCGGCGGCAGCACCACAGAAGAAGAGCGCAGCCCCCCACGGGAGGACCCCGGACCCCUUCCUCUCGGCCUUCCCCGACCCCCCCGCGCCCUGCGACCCAGCAUGCGCCUGGACCCCGGACGCCGCGGUCAGCAUGCCCAAGUUCGGGCCCCCACAGCCCCCUCCGGAGCUGGACCCCACGGUGUGGAGCUGCAGACACAUCCCCCCCGAGGACCCCUUCCUGGCCGCCUUCGAGAGGCCCGGGCCCUGGGCUCCUCCACCGCCCUCCAGGUCCCGGGACCGAGAGCCCCGCCCUUCCUCCUCCUCGUCCUCCUCCUCGGGCGCUCACACGGACAGAGACCCCGGCGCCCCUGUCCUGGAGUCUCCGGAGGACCCCUUCUCCAUCACCAUGAUUGGCAGCCCCACACACCAGGCCGCCCAAUCCGGCUGGAGUUUCCCGCCCUCGGGCUCCGCCCCCCAGCCCAGGAGGGAGCGGGUGCACCGGGGGUCCGUGCGGAACCCCUUCAGCGAGGGGGCGGCGGGGGGGCAGGACCAGGACGGGAAGGAGAGGGGUCCAGAGGAAGAGCCAGUCCAAAAUGGGCUGCCACCCCCACGAUGCUCUGAGCGACAGGACAACCCGAGCAUACGGCCCUACCACUGCACAGUGACCCCCCCUCCCUCCCAGCGUGGGAGCACAGAGCUGGUAGGGCUGGCCCCUCCCAGACCCGCCCGGGCAGCCCGGACCCCGGGGCCCCUGAACGGCACUGAAAGGUCCCGGUCUGUGUGCUCCUCUCCGUUCCCCGACCCCAGUCCUGGUUUUACCACCCCCUCCUCGUCCUCCUCCAGCCCCAGUGAGUGGGCCGGGCGGACCCCCACCCCACGGCCCCCCAGCCCCACCCGGGCAGGCCUGUCUCGGGGGCCCAGCCCCCUCUCCCUCAGCGCCCAGGAGUCCUGGCCCGUGGCUGCAGCUCUAACGGAAUACAUCAACGCCUACUUCAAGGGCGGGGAGCAGAACCGCUGUCUGGUGAAGAUCACAGGCGAUGUCACCAUGUCCUUCCCCGCGGGAAUCACCCGCAUCUUCACUGCCACGCCCAAUACCCCUGUCCUCAGCUUCCGAUUGGUCAACACGGCUCGAGUGGACCAGUUCUUGCCCAAUCAAAAGCUGCUCUUCAGUGACCCCUCUCAGAGUGACCCAGACUGCAGGGAUUACUGGUUCAACAUGCAGACUCUGACCACUCACCUGCAGAGAGAGGCCCAGCUCAACCCUCAGGCCUCGUACCACAACCUGACCGUGCUCAAGUACCAGGUCUCGUCUCAGGACUCAGGCUGUGCUCCUGUGCUGUGCUCAGCGGAGUGUCAGCGUAGCGGGACCGUGACGCGGGUCUCUCUGGAGUACAGCCGCUCCCCCGCCGUGGCCCCGGGGGCCGAUCUGAGCAACGUGCAGGUCCUGCUGCCCCUCCAGCCCUCGGCCACCGACCCCCAGUGCCAGCCCCCCGCGUCCUGGAAUGCUGAGGAACGGCGGUUACUGUGGAAACUGCCCAACCUCUCGCCCACCAAUGGCAAAGGCUCGGGGACGCUGUGCGCCAGCUGGCAGUGUGUGGAGGCCCCCAGGGGCCCGGCCCCCAGCCUGGCCCUGCAUUUUACGGGCUCCGGGGCAGCUCUGUCGGGCCUGGGCGUGGAGCUGGUGGGGGGGCGCUACCGCAUGUCCCUGGUGAAGAAGAGGUUCACCACUGGGAAAUACAUGGCCGGCUGCUCGUUGUGAGCUGACCGGGAUCCUCCACACCUUUCUGGAAUCUUCCGGACGCACUUCUUAUUGCACUUUCAACUGGCGAGGGGGAGGAGCCGUGAACCCAGACACGGAGGGAGCCCUCCCGCCAGCGACCCGCUGAUCUGACCCGUCUGUGUGUAGCCAUGGAGACCGUUCUUCUGACUGGUUCACUGGGAGUCUGUGACUGACAGCGCACCGUGUGUUUAAUAAAGACUCCAACUCCCAGCAUUACUUUCAGGUCCGGGAAGGGGCCCUGGGGAACGCCGUGGUAAAGGCUCCACAGCAGGGCGUGGUCACCUUGCUCACACCGUUUCUGUCAGUCGGAGCGUAUGCACUAACCUGAGAGCGGGGUUUGGUCACCUGACCCUUCAGAACACGGACCAAUCAAAUACAAGACCUCUCCGCUCUGCUUUCUACAGAUGGAAAAUCCAAACCCGUUUUUAUUUGGAGUGCAAGUUACUGUCUUUGUAAGGUCUUUCGUUUGUGCUGUAUGCAAUGUGAAUAGUUUGUGCCUUGAGAUUGAAGACUUUGGACGUAAGAAUUUGACUGAAGAACGUGACCAGGAUGUCUGCCUACCCCUCGUGCAUAUCUGCCAUGGUAUUGCCAUGAAAACUUGAAUUUUAUAUUUAGGAGUCAACAGGGGCUGAUGUACACAUUUCUGGGUUGGAUAUGGAUCUGUGUUAUCAUGAUGUACAGCUAGGAGCAGGAAUUGGUUCAUUAAACUGCCACAUUUUCCUAAA
This is a messenger RNA of Conger conger (European conger), 4141 nucleotides long. RefSeq names its product FCH and mu domain containing endocytic adaptor 1 (gene fcho1). Gene Ontology annotation, cellular component: clathrin-coated vesicle; cytoplasm; plasma membrane. Lineage: Eukaryota; Metazoa; Chordata; Actinopteri; Anguilliformes; Congridae. The transcript has 27 exons. The coding region runs from base 147 to 3395 and encodes 1082 amino acids. Gene Ontology annotation, biological process: clathrin coat assembly; clathrin-dependent endocytosis. The record is from RefSeq and is a predicted model, not a curated record.